AUGCGAGGUAAAACUUCAGCUGAUCAACUGUUGUUCGAUCCCGAGAUCGAAGCUACAGCUAGAAGGAACAAUAGCAAGACAAAUAGGAGAAAACAAUUAGCUAAGCAAAGAAAGGAACAAGAAGCAUCAUCUUCUUUAAUCUCUUCAAGAAAUCAAGAACAAAACAUCAUGGCAGCUGCUCCAGGUCGUGAAAAUGGAGAUGACAAUGCAGGUUUUGUGAACUUCACACCGAGGAAUAUGACAAGAAUCGGAAGACCUGCAGGUAAUGAGAAGCCACCUGAGAUGAAGUCCGGAUUGGUGCAGCUAAUGUAUGCCAACCCAUUUGCUGGUUUGGACCAUGAGAAUCCGUACACGCAUUUGACAAAGUUCUAUGAACUUUGUGGUACUGCUGGCCUUGCACAAACUGAGGAAGAAGUUGUGUUUCUGAGGCUCUUUCCCUUGACUUUGAUUGGGAAAGCUAAAGACUGGUUUUUGGAUCAGCCACAAACCAUUUUAUCUGAUUGGAAUGAACUUGAAAGGAAAUUCAUGGCAAGGUAUUUCUCUGAAUCAAAAUUCAUGAAUUGUAAAACUGCUAUUUCUACUUUUUCCCAGUUUGCAGGUGAAAGCCUAUGUGAAGCUUGGGAGAGAUUUAAGUCUAUGCUGAGAAAGUGCCCAAAUCAUGGGUUUGAUGCUCGAACUCAAAUUCAUAUAUUCAGAAAUGGUUUGGACAAACAAAGCAAGCUGAUCUUGGAUGCUACAUCUGGAGGGUCUCUUAUGGCUAAAACACCUACUGAAGCCAUUCAGAUUAUUGAGGCUAUGACUCUAAACGACCAACAAGAUCAACACCAUCGUGGUCCACCAAGGAGAGGUGGAAUGAUUGAGCUAGGGACAAAUGAUGUUGUUUUGGCUCAAAACAAGCAGCUUCAACAACAACUAGAUGAAGUGAAACAUAAGCUCGCAGAUCUUCCAAAGCAACUAAAGGAGAUGCGUGAUUCCUCUUCUAGAAAACAGGUAUAUAGAUGUGAUGUUUGUGCAGGUGAUCAUCAUACUAGUAGCUGUGAUCAGAAUCAAGAAGAAGUGAACUAUGUGGGAAAUCAGCAGAGGCAAGGUCAGUACCAGAACAACUACCCUAGGGGAGGUAACCAGUACAAUAACCAACCUUGGAGGCAAGACACAGGACCAUCAUCUAGCAGGGCACCACCAUUACCUUAUCAGAAUCAACAAUACCAACAACCACCAGUGGAUAGGACUGCAAAGCUAGAAGACACACUGAAUCAAUUCAUGCAGAUGUCCAUGGCCAACCAUAAAAAUACUGAUGCAUCUAUUAAAAACUUAGAAGUACAGGUUUGA
Molecule: messenger RNA, 1329 nt
Organism: Lotus japonicus
Lineage: Eukaryota; Viridiplantae; Streptophyta; Magnoliopsida; Fabales; Fabaceae
Exons: 1
Coding region: 1-1329 (442 amino acids)
Source: RefSeq, a predicted model, not a curated record